AUGGCUCGCCGAGUUGCACGGAGUUCGGCCUCCGCUUCCAAGCCGCGCACCGCACGCAAGAAGAACCAGAAGCGCGGCCUCGACGCCUUUACUAUUGCCGAGCGCGAAGUUGGCGACAACACCAAGAUUCGCCAGCACCGCCUGGGUGAAGCCGAGGACGACAACCCCCGCCGCAAGCGCCAACGCGUUGACCACGAUGACGAGGCCAGCGAAGAAGACGACCGCCCUUCGAGGCCCCGUAAGAAAUCCGCCAAGGGCCGUUUUGACGAACUGGAUGUCAGCGAAGGCAGCGACUCCGAUGGCAACACUUGGCGCAUGGGCGAGGUCGACGAGGAAGACGACAGCGACAUAGACAGUGACGAGGCCUUUGACGAGAGUGAUGAGGAGAGGUUUGCCGAUUUCUCAUUUCGCGGUAGCUCCACCAACAAGGCGAAGAAGGGCAAGACCAAGGCUGCGAGGCCAGUGGACGAGGAUGGCGACAUUGAUCUCGACGAGGACGAGGAGGGCGAUGAAGAGGACAGCGACGACGAUUCGCUAGGCUCUGAGGCUGUCGAUUUGGCGCAAAUGCUCGACGACUAUGAGGAAGAGCAAAACCAGGCCAAAUCGAAGGGCAAGAGGUCGAACAAGCAGCGGAAUAACGUCGACGACGACAGCGAACAGGAUGACUCCGACGAAGACGACGAGGAGGAUGAGGAAAGCGAAGCCUCUGAUUUCCAGAUGUCGGACGGCGAGGACGACGAUAGGGACGAGGGCAAGCUUUCCCAACUUCAAGACUUCAUUUCAACUAUCUCGCAAGGCCCCGAGACGAAAAACAAGAAAGGUCGUGCGGAGGACAUUCACGAAGGCACGGCACCAUCGGAAUUUGGGGUUGGUGCUUCGCAGAAGCUCGACAUUGGAGACCUCCUCGCUGGAACCAACGACCCCAAUGCGAAGAAGAUCAUAAAGAUGCUCAAAGACAACAAAUCAUCAACCCGCAAGGGUAUUCCAGGCAAAUUGGAGGCGCCUUUGCCCAAACGUCAGCAGGACAAGCUGGACCGUGCUGUUGCGAACGAGAAAGCCAAAGAAACGCUCGAACGCUGGGUUGAUACGGUCAAACAGAACAGGCGGGCCGAACAUAUCUCGUUCCCCAUCAGGGAUCCCGAUGCGCAGGAGCCUUUGGGAACUAAAGCUUUUCUCCCCAUCUCGGCCUCGAAGCCGGCCAAUGACCUGGAGAGCACCAUCCAAUCAAUCAUGGAAGAAAGCGGCUUGUCAGUAGGAAAGAAGUCGGAAGACCAGAUUGCCGAAUUUGAGGAGCUCCAAACGAACAAAAUGCCCAUAGAGGAGGUCAUGGCUAGACGUGCAGAGCUUCGCAAGGCUCGAGACCUUCUAUUCCGGGAGGAAGUGCGCGCCAAGCGACUAAAGAAAAUCAAGUCCAAGUCCUACCGCCGCGUUCACCGAAAGGAACGGGAACGCCUUGAAGAGCAAGAGCGGCAAGCUCUUGCUGAGGCUGGCGUUGAUAUUUCGGAUGAGGAACGAGAGCGCAACGACCGCCGCAGGGCUGAGGAGCGCAUGGGAGCGAAACAUCGUGAGAGCAAGUGGGCGAAGGGCAUCAAGGCUACGGGUCGAGCUGCGUGGGACGAAGACGCGCGUGAAGGUUUGACUGAGAUGGCCCGCCGUAACGAGGAACUUCGUCGCCGGAUCGAAGGCAAGGAUGUACGGGACGAGGAGGAGGAGGAGGAUGUGACCGAUCUCAGCAGCGAAGAUGAUGACGAAGGCGACUCAUAUGCUGAUGAGGCUCGGAGGCUGAGGCGUCAGCUGGACCGUGUUGAUGCGGCGGAUUCAGCUGAAGGUGGUGGCCUUUCCAAACUUGCUGGAUUGAAAUUCAUGCAGCGCGCUGAGGCAGCACAAAAGGCACGCAAUGAUGAAGACAUUGAGCGCGUGAGGCGGGAGCUGGCAGUAGAGGACGGCGAGAAGGAAUUCGAGGAUGAUUUUGACCAGCCUCAAUCGAUCGGACGGAAGGUUUUCGGCCCAUCAUCCAACAAAGGAACUCAACCAAGCAAGAAACCGGUCAGGAACGAAUUCGAAGAGCAGCCUGGAUCGGACGAUGAAGCGGACGAGGACGAUGAGGUCAAGUUCGUUCUUGACAGCAAGAACCAGCAGUCAAAAGCGCAAAACAAACAGAAGAAAUCCCAAAAGGGAGGAUUGAAUCGCAACAUGACUUUGGCCAGGCAACCUUCGGAGGAGCCGCAGGACAAUUUGUGGCUGGCCGGCCCUAGCAAGGGAGACACAAAGUCGAAAUCCACGUCACGCAAAGGAACAUCAUCUGGUUCUGGGCCAACGCUGGAUGUAUCAGGAAGCGUUACUUCAAACACGACCGCGCAACCAAAGGCGAAGGUGAAGGCUACGGAAGCACCAGCUCCAACAGAUGCAGAUGGCUGGACAGUAGUCACCUACCGCAACCAAGAAGGCUCGGACGAGGAGUCGGAGCAGGAACCCGAAAAUCCCUUCGUUCUCAGAAAGGAGUCGCUGGUCGAGAAAGCAUUUGCAGGCGAUGAGGUUGCAGAGACGUUCGAGGCCGAGAAGCGUGCUAUCGAGAAGGAAGAGGGUGACAAGGUCAUCGACAAUACAUUACCUGGAUGGGGAAGCUGGACCGGCGACGGUCUCAGCAAACGGGACAAGAAGCGCACCACGAGACGUUUCUUGACAACGGAGAAGGGCGUGGAGAAGGACAAGCGCAAGGACGCCAAGCUCAAGAAUGUGAUCAUGAACGAGAAGCGUGUGAAGAAAAACGCCAAGUACAUGGCGUCAUCUUUGCCCUUCCCGCAUGAAUCCAAGCAGGUGUACGAGUCGACACUGCGGCGACCGCUGGGCCCAGAAUUCAAUACCAAGCAGGUGUUCCAGGACAGCACAAAGCCGCGGGUCAUGGUCAAGCCAGGCGUUGUCAUCAAGCCCUUGUCAAAGCCACUUGCUUAG
Lasiodiplodia theobromae is the source of this 2952-nucleotide messenger RNA. Its product is annotated as Small nucleolar ribonucleoprotein complex subunit utp14. Gene Ontology annotation, biological process: rRNA processing. NCBI's taxonomy places the organism in Eukaryota, Fungi, Ascomycota, Dothideomycetes, Botryosphaeriales, Botryosphaeriaceae. Gene Ontology annotation, cellular component: small-subunit processome; nucleolus. Bases 1 to 2952 code for a protein of 983 amino acids. The record is from RefSeq and is a predicted model, not a curated record. The transcript has a single exon.